Messenger RNA from Microthlaspi erraticum, 954 nucleotides. The record is from the annotation of a GenBank genome assembly. Lineage: Eukaryota; Viridiplantae; Streptophyta; Magnoliopsida; Brassicales; Brassicaceae.
AUGCCUCUUGAUACCAGGCAAUGGGACUUGCCUCUAGGCUUCAAUCCUCAAGCUUGCUUUGAGGAUAUAUCAGCUACAGCUAGGUCUGUCCAUCCUGGAAUUCCUCUCCCUGAGCUUGGGAAGCUAUACACAGCUGAGCUUCAGGCUCGCUGUUUCCAGCCACCACUGUUUAGUCAUGAUAAGGAGUCUUGUGGAAAACAAUUCUCACGGUCUGACUUGCGGUCUUGGUGCGCUGCUGCUGCUGCUACUACUACUCCACAUGGAGCAGCAUUAGAGUCUUCUCAGAAAAGACUUAUGAUAUUCGAUCAGUCAGGAAACCAGACUCGUGUACUACGAUGUCCGUUUCCUCUACAGUUUCCAUCUCCUGAGCCAGUGAGAUUACUCGGUGUAGAGAAAUGUUUCAAGGAAGAUUGUGUUACUUCGAAAGAGUUUGAUGAGAGCCAUUUAAAUGGGAAAGAAUCAGAAAUGCAUGAAGACACUGAGGAGAUCAAUGCAUUGCUGUAUUCAGAUGAUGAUUAUGAUGAUGAUGAUUGCGAGAGUGAUGAUGAAGUAAUGAGCACUGGUCACUCUCCUUAUCUGAUUGAAAGAGUUUGCAACAAAAGAGAAGUGGAAGAAGAAGUCGAUGGUCCUUGUAAAAGGCAGAAGCUAGUGGAUAAGGUCAACAACUUGAGGGACUCAUCAUCACUUGUGGGCACUGAGAGCUCCACAAAACUCAAUGGAGGAUCGUCCUUUCUUCUCCCUGAAUCAAACAUCUCGACCAAAGAGGACACUGGUUCUGGUCUGAGCAACGAGCAGUCGAGAAGAGACAAGAUCCGGACAGCUCUGAAGAUACUCGAGAGCGUUGUUCCUGGUGCAAAAGGAAACGAAGCUCUCUUACUUUUGGACGAAGCCAUUGAUUACCUAAAGCUGCUGAAACGAGACUUAAUCUCCACGGAGAUUAAGAACCGUUGCUAA